Molecule: messenger RNA, 5512 nt
Organism: Pteropus alecto (black flying fox)
Lineage: Eukaryota; Metazoa; Chordata; Mammalia; Chiroptera; Pteropodidae
Gene: N4BP2L2
Product: NEDD4 binding protein 2 like 2
Exons: 6
Coding region: 363-2147 (594 amino acids)
Biological process (GO): negative regulation of transcription by RNA polymerase II
Cellular component (GO): nucleus
Molecular function (GO): transcription corepressor activity
Source: RefSeq, a predicted model, not a curated record
CGCACGUUCCCCGGCUGCCCUGCGGGGAGGUCGGGAGGCCGUGGGGUCGGGCUAUGGGCAGGCCGCGCGACGACCCCGCAGCCUUUGCUGUUCCUCGGGACUUUAACGAGGCUCGAAUGUGGGGACGGGAAGUGACAGGUGGCCAAGGAGGGCGCUGUUUCCGGGCAUUCGGCGUUCUUCCUUGGCCUCUCUCGUCCGCCUCUUCGGCUCUGUCCUCCUCUCGUGUUAGAGGAACACCGGGGAGCGGGCCGAGCGGAGGGCGACAGGGUGAAGCAAGCUCUUGGAUUGUGCUCUUGAAGGUCCGUCGGAAUUUUCAAGGGAAGCAGAGUUUAUCUUCGACAUAGACCAGUCACUUGGAAAAGAUGAGCGCUUUGACUUUGGGAGCUGCCAGAAUUUCUUUUCUAAAUAUGCCUUAUGGUGAAGUUGAAGCUAAAUCCUUGGGACAUGGGAAAGAACUAACAAGUGAACCGUGCUAUAAAAAAUUAAAGUCAACUGAAGGGGCUUUUGUUUUUCCUCAUCAUGGUAGUUCUAAUUUUCACAGAAUCCAAGAGAAAACUGGAAAUGAUUGGGUUGUCGCUGAUGUCAGAGGACAUAAUUAUCAGCAGGAGGACAAAACCAAAACUAAAACUACAGAUUUGCUGAAACCUGUGCAUGAUGAGAUCCCCCGUAAUAGACCAGAUGUUACUGGGUCCAUUGAUUCUCAAGUUUUACAGGCUGCAAGUCGUCAGUUGGUAUCCACAGAUGAUGAGAUCUAUAGUACCAGUAAAGCAUUUAUAGGACCCAUCUACAAACCCCCUGAGAAAAGGAAAUGUACUGAAAGGAGGAAUCAAGCAGAUACUAUCAGUGGUGUAGGUGGCAAAGGAGGAAGAGAAGAGAAACAGAAAUUUAACGCCAAAAAAUCAGAGAUUGACAAUGAAUUAUUCCAAUUUUACAAAGAAAUUGAAGAGCUUGAAAAUGAAAAAGAUGAUUUGGAAGUCAGUUGUAAGGACCCUGAGCCUCCUGAGGAACAAUUUAUUCCAUAUUUUCAUGGCCAUAAUAAUGAUCUGAUAAAAUAUGAGGAAGAAAAGAAAAGAGAUCUUAGUAAUGCUCUUCAGUCACAUCGUGAUUAUCAACAGCAUGUGGAGAAUGAGCUAGGCAAACAUCCUCAUAGUGGACAAGUAAUACCUUCAUUUUGUGACGAGUUAUUUACUUCCUUCAGGCCUGAAUGGCAACCAUUGCAUUCUUUUAUAGUACCCCGAGGUCCUCCUCUUCCCAGUUCUAACUGUCAUUUAAAUAUUCAAAGAUUCAGUGUUCCACCAAGUCCACUGUCAAAUAUUUUUCAUGCCCAAGAUGGCUCUCAGAUUCGAAAUGGGUGUUAUGUAAAUAGUUAUGUUCCUUGGAAUUGUUUGACUUUUGAUCAGAACCGGGAAUAUACUGACUGUAGUGAGACUAUCAGUAGUGAUGAUCCCUACAGAAAUGGCUGCAGCGUGCAAGGUGGAUAUGUGAAUAAUGGUUUCUGUGAAACCAGCGAAGGAUGCUGGAAGGGUCCCUCCAUGGACAAACAUAAUAGAACAGACAGGUUUAUGAACCAGCAGUUUCAAGAGGAAAAGUUAAAAUUGCAGAAAUUACUUAUUCUUUUAAGAGGCUUGCCUGGUUCUGGGAAAACAACAUUGUCUCGAGUUCUGCUUGGUCAGAGUCGUGAUGGCAUUGUGUUCAGCACUGAUGACUAUUUCCACCAUCAAGAUGGGUACAGGUAUAAUGUUAAUCAACUUGGUGAUGCCCAUGACUGGAACCAGAACAGAGCAAAACAAGCUAUCAAUCAGGGGAGAUCUCCAGUUAUAAUAGACAACACUAAUACACAAGCUUGGGAAAUGAAACCAUAUGUGGAAAUGGCCAUAGGAAAAGGAUACAGAGUAGAGUUUCAUGAACCUGAAACUUGGUGGAAAUUUGAUCCUGAAGAAUUAGAAAAGAGGAAUAAACACGGUGUGUCUCGAAAGAAGAUUGCUCAGAUGUUGGAUCGUUAUGAAUAUCAAAUGUCCAUCUCUAUUGUAAUGAAUUCAGUGGAACCGGGGCAUAGAAGCACACUCAGGCCUCCUUUGGAGGGGACACAGAGGUGGGGAGGCUCUCUGGGCUCACAUAAUCAAGUCUGUGCCACGCAUAACCAUUAGUUGGCUGUUUUCAGCUAACACUUUUGUUGCUUGCACUUGAAAAAAUUAGUGAGCCUUCUUUCUUGAAGUUUAAAUAGUUUCAAGUAAAAAAAGACUACAUUGACUCACAGAGGGUGUUCCCAGCAAGUUAUUUAAAUUCUAAAGUGUAAAUAAAAAUUAUAUAAAAUUGUAUUUUAAAUGUUUUUAUAAUCUGUUGUAAUACCUUUGGUUAUUAUGAAGACACCUGACUGGGUAAGAAGUAGGAUGUUUUUCUACAAUUGAAUUUUGAACUUAUUUUAUCUGUUUUCUAUAUAGUGUUGAAUAGUUUUAUAGUUCAUGCCUAAAUCUAACUUUUCAUAAAACUUAAGUAUUUUUCCUUAAGUACCUUAAAUAUGCAGGAAAUACUAUUCAUAGGCACCAUGGUUGAUUCUCCUGUUCGUUAUAUAGGUAACAUUAUGUUUCUGCAAAUUCAUCUGUGUGACAGAAAUAUUUUUAAGGUAUAAUUAGCAUAUCAGUUAAAAUCGUCCAUCAAAUGCCAUAGGUGUAUUAGUCACCUGGGAGUUUUCUCCAUAAUAUACAUAUUCAUAAUAUAUACAUAUUCAUCACCUUUCUCAAACCAUCACCCCUACCCUGCUCCCGCCCCCCCAACACACACAUACUCUCUCCAGUUCUGGAAUGGACGGAGAAAUCACUAUAUAUUCAGGAAGAGCUCCUCAGGCAUUUCUGAUAUGUAUCAUUUUUUUCUAUUUAAAAGCACAGUAUAAUUCUAAUACAAAAAAAAAAUUGGAGAACUCCUUAGCUUUAAUUAUAAGGAGACUUGUCCUGUAGGAUAUUUUAUUUAUCUUGGUUUUAAUUUUUCUGUAGAGCCAAUCAUUAUCUCACUGGAUAGUUUUCUUUGUUAGAGUGUGCUCCUUCACUUAAAAUUUAAAAACUAAGAUAAAAUUAUUUCAGAGAUCUUGUAAUUCAUCGUAAUCUUUGCUUUGAUUUACUCUUUUAGGGGAAAAAAAAUACCAGCUAAUUACAUAAAAUUUUAAAAAAAUAUCUAUGAUCCUUCAUGUUUUGCAUGAUAGUAUCCCAUGGCCUUUAAACCUUCUCCUAAACCAGCCCAUCCUGAGUCCCAUAAUCUUUCUUUGUAUGUUGUUUUAAAGCUUUUUGCUGUUCUUUUCCACUUUAGCUAAAAUGUCCUCCCAUAUCUUUAUGUUAUUUUUUAAGUUGCAGAGCUCAAAGCUGUACAGUGCUCUUCACAACUGCCUUUAGUGAGAUAAGAAUAUUAUUUCCAUUUAUUUGUAAUUUUCAGUGCUGUUUACACUUGAGUGGGUAUUACCUUGCUUUAUGUUGUUUAACACAUAUGUAUGUUUGUAUGUAUUUGUUCAUCUUAACUAAAUAUGAUGUAGUAGGAAUAUACUAACUCAUGUUUCGUGUGUAAAUGUAUAUAUAUAUUUAUACAUACACACAUUUCCUUCAUCCACUAUUUUCAUAUAUUCUUUCUUUUCAGAGUAAUACUUCUUGGUUAUUUGGAUUUGCAUGUCCCAAUUUUACUUUGUAAAUUAAUUUUACAUAAUUUUACUUUGUAAAUUAGCACAUUUUGAAAAAAGCACAGAGGAAUUUAAUUUAGGGACAGGUGUAACUGUUAGAUAUAUACUGUGUGUCUUUUUCUCCCAUUUGUCUUUAUAAAACUUUGUUUAGCACUAGUAGUACUAUAUAUUUAUAGUUUUUGAAUAAUGGGCUCUUGAUUAGUCAAAUUUAUUUUAAGGAAGUAGAAAAUUACCUUUGGAACAUACAAAUUAUGAGGAACCAUGUUUGUGUUAGAUAGUAAGUCAAAUAAAUUUCCAGAUUUUAUUACAGAUUCAGCUUCAUUUCCUAGUACUUCUGAGUACUAAAUAAUAAUCAGAAAGCAUUAACCAAUUACUGAUUUUUUAAAAAGUUAUAAAAACUUUUUCCCUGCUUUUCGAGGCAGGGAAAUUCAAUUCUGAAAGACUUUCCAUUUUUUUUAAAGACAAAUUAAUGGUUCCCCAAGAAUUCUGGCGAAUUUUAAUUUUUACAUUUUGAACAGUAACAGAAUGGAGGAAUGAAUAUGCAGUAAAAGAUACCCCAAAUCACUGUUAUGUCAUUUCUUGAUGUUAAAAAUUAAAGAUUUUUUUAUCAAAAUUUUUUCUACUAGUCUCAUAUACAUGUAAUUCAAAUAUACUCUUAAUGGAUUAGCCACCAGAUGGCUAUCUGACAUUCUGAGUUGGUCUCCAUCACAAAGAAUAAACUGGGCAUUAGUCACCAUAUUUAAAAUGAAAUACAUUUUAGUUACAUGCAGUCCUGUUUCUAGUUUGGUUCAGUAAGAUAAAUUGUUUUUUCAUUGGCUUGGUGUAAAAAUCGCUUUUUGAUAAGCAAAUUUAUAAUUUUUUGUAUGUCAUAAUCCUGUUAGUAAAAAUACUUGUAAUGAAGUUGAACUUUUGAUAUUGCUUUUUAAAUAGAUCAUCUUUAUUUUCAGUAUUCACCUUUCUAAAAGAAAAUGUUAGCUUUUUAAUGUUUUAUGUCUUUUAAAAUAAGAUUUUUUACAACAGAUUGGAUUAUAUUGUUGGAAUGAUAGGGUGGAUAUAAGUAUUUGAAGUUUGCUUAUCUCUUGUCUAAUACAGAUCAUAGUAUUUUCCAGUUUUAUAUAUAGAUAAGUUUUGAAGAGUUCAUAAUUUCAAAGGAUGUAAAAUAUUUGUUCUGACCAAAUUCGAGUUUCUUGUAUUGCAGAAAUGUCUAUUUUCUGAGCCUGGUUUUCUGUGUAUUUAUAAAGAAAAUUGGUGGUGGUGUCUUUGGAAAAAUGUUCAAGAAAUGUGGUUGUUAAUAUAUUAUUAGUGCCUUGACCAGAUAGGUUUGCUAGCCUCUAUUGAAGUUUUAUGUAGUAUUCGAACAUGAAUGCAGUAACUGAGAAUUCCGUUAUUAGGGAUGAAGUUUUCUUACGUGUGUUUUUGUUUUAACAUCUGCAACCCAUAUAAAUAGAGUAACAUCUGUUAGUCUAGAAUCAUAACGAAAUGUUAGUUUUGUUACAGUGACUAUUUAGAAUAAAUAUUUGGAGGCAGUGGAGAGAGCAGAUUGAAUUAGUGGUUUUUAGAGUUAAGUUUUAUGGGUUACAAUUUGUUAAAUUUUUUCUGUUAGAAUCAUUAGCUAUAAUUGUCACAGGGAAAGGAGUGUUUAAGGAAUUAAUAAUCUCUUUUUUUUGUGAUGGUGUACUUUCUCUUUACCAAUUAAAUAAGAUUAUUAUUUCAAUUUUUAUUUUAUUCUUAAAGUUAAGGUACUACUUGAUCUUUGUAUGUAUACUGGAUUUUCUCCUUAAAAGUAUGUUUAAGGUGGUAAGAAGUAGUAAAUUUAUUGAAAUGGAUUCUGAAAUAGAAGUAAUUAGUGAU